Chenopodium quinoa (quinoa) is the source of this 438-nucleotide messenger RNA. RefSeq lists its product as uncharacterized. NCBI's taxonomy places the organism in Eukaryota, Viridiplantae, Streptophyta, Magnoliopsida, Caryophyllales, Amaranthaceae. The coding region runs from base 1 to 438 and encodes 145 amino acids. The transcript has a single exon. The record is from RefSeq and is a predicted model, not a curated record.
AUGUCUGGCAAUGGCAAUGGCAAUGGCAAUAACAACAACUCAGGCAACAACAACAAUGGUUAUCAGGCAAGAAACAACACUCCCGACCGCUUGUCUGUGAUGAGCAAGGGAGAAGCUGAGAGGUCCUCGAAUGUAGUUACUGGUACUUUUUCUAUGCAAUAUGUCUCUAUCAACACUCUAUUUGACUCUGGAGCAGCUUAUUCUUUCAUUUCUACUUCUGUUGUGCGGAAGUUAAACUUAACUGAAUCGAGUCAUGUUGAUGUGUCAGUCAGUCUGCCUACGGGAAAACUUGUUCAUUGUAAUAAAAUAUUCAAAGGCUUGCCUUUGAAAAUAGGAGAAGCUAUCUUUCCAUCAGACCUUAUUGAGUUUAACCUAGGGGACUUAGAUGUAAUUCUGGGGAUGGAUUGGCUGAGUUUAUACAAGGCUAAUAUAGACUAG